ACCAAUGCGCAGGCUCAGUGGAACAGGAGAGGACGGCUGCUGCUUAAUUCUCAGAAAACAACACUCUGACCCUUGACUGGCUUAGAUAAGACGCCGUAGACUAGAAUAGCAGCCAUCAGGACACGGAGCUUCUGUGUGUGUGAUGGGAAUGAUUGUGUCUGCUGUCGUUUCAUCCUGACCAAGAUUUGCUGAUGGUGGUUUCUCUCUGACUGUACUGGAAUAGGAGGGGCUGUUUCUACCCAGAUACACACGGAGAGAUUCUUCUGCAGAGAUUGUUACAGUGACAUCCUCCACGUGACUGUGCGAUCAAGAGGGCAUCAGGAUGGAGGCCCCUCUGGUGUGCCUGGAUGAGGAAUUUGAGGAUCUGCGGCCCUGUAAGAUGGAGGAGAUCAAAUCCGAGCAGCCUGCCUGCCGGCCUCACAAAACCAUUCCUCUGGCCCCACUGUGCCGUGAAGAGUUCUCAGAGCUGGAGAACUUCUCCGAGAUGAUGAGCUUCAAGUCCAUGGAGGACCUCGUCAAUGAGUUUGAUGAGAAGCUAAAUGUGUGCUUCCACAAUUACAACACGAAGACAGAAGGUCUGGCACCUGUUCGCAACCAGUCGCACACCGAGGAGGAUGAAGAGAGGCUUCAAGAUGAAGACGUGUGGGAUGCUCUGACUGACAACUACAUCCCCUCCUCUGUGUCCAGCUGGGACGAGCCCACCUCAGAAACGCUGAAUGGCAACCUCUCAGAUCAAGAGAUACAUGAAAAAGAGGAGGAUGAGAUGAAUGAGAAGAAUGAAAAUGCCAAUUGUUUGAGUGAAGAACCUCUUAUUACCGCUGAUCAGGUGAUUGAGGAGAUCGUGGAGAUGAUGGAAAACUCACCAGAUCCUGGAGAGACAGAGGAAGAGGAGGAAGAUGAUAUCGCUGUGUCUUCCUCUAAAAGUAGCCCCUCUCUGUUGGAGGAGAUCCGCAUGCUUUCUCAGGCCUCCAACAACAACUGCUCCUAUGAAGGUCUGAGGCUGAUGCCAAGCUCGGCACUGCUUGACAUCUUGUGUCGGAUGGAGGUGGCGAUACGAGAGUAUUCGGAGGAACUGGUGACCCAGCUGGCCCGGAGGGACGAGCUGGAGUUUGAGAAGGAGGUGAAGAACACCUUCAUCACAGCUCUGAUGGAGGUCCAGAACAGACAGAAGGAGCAAAGGGAGCUGAGCAAGCGCAGGCGUAAGGACAAGGCCAUGAGUUUACAAGGACCUACGCGCUCUGAGAAGACAGGGAGCAUGCCUGCAAAACGCUUCAGUAUGGAGGGUCUUUCCAACAUCCUGCAGACAGGUAUCAGACAGACCUUUGGGACCUCAGGGACAGAAAGACAGUACCUAAACACAGUCAUUCCAUAUGAGAAAAAAGGCACUCCUCCAUCUGUGGAUGACUUGCAAAUGCUCACAAAAAUUCUUUAUGCCAUGAAAGAAGACAGUGAGAAGGUCCCGACCCUCCUGACUGACUACAUACUAAAAGUUCUGUGUCCUACCUAAAGUCCUGAGCGUGAUGUGCUGAUGGUGAGACUCUGGAGAGGUUGGGUGUCUUUGUUCGUCCUCUCUCGAUUCUCAAAGCCCAGUUGCAUGAGCUCCCUUUUCCAGUAUCAGCGAGGGACCCUCAACAUCUAACCAUCCUUCUCUUGCUUGUCUAAUGACCUUUGACCUUGCUCAUCUCACUGCCCUUCCUGUAUUCACAUAUCCAUAAGGUUCAUAAUAUAGCACCUGGUGCUUUACAUGUUUUCUACUACGUGUGUUAAUACGGGCCAAAAGCCAUAUGGAACGUGUAAGGGUAGCAGGUGAAAUAUAAUCAGUUUAACUCUACGAUCAGGUAAUAUUUUUA
Molecule: messenger RNA, 1850 nt
Organism: Carassius carassius (crucian carp)
Lineage: Eukaryota; Metazoa; Chordata; Actinopteri; Cypriniformes; Cyprinidae
Product: fasciculation and elongation protein zeta-1-like
Exons: 10
Coding region: 323-1507 (394 amino acids)
Cellular component (GO): cytoplasm; axon
Source: RefSeq, a predicted model, not a curated record